GGUAAAAAGGAUAAAAAAUAAAAGGAUAAAAAAACCCGGAAAACAAAGUCAUUGCUUGGGCUUCCUGUGAAAACUCGAAGGAAAGUCACGUGAUAUGAGCAUUGACAUUAGAAGAGGCUCAUGGGAUACCUUCAAAAAACAUGGUCGAUGAGGAGAAGGGAAUGGAUGCAUCUCAACUCCCUUUAGGAAUGUCUUAUUCAACAGCUUAUUCUCUAGGAAUAGAGUCGACCCCAGGUUAUUCAUCAUCUACACUCCAAGACAGCUCAGACUACAACAAAGAUAGCGAUCAAGAAGACAGUGAUGGUCGCCGAAGAGGGGGCAACUUUGAACGAGAUCUUCGAGGCGAUCGCGAAAGUCGACGCUAUGCUCCCUACUCAACAGGCCGCCAAAAAAGUCGUGUUUCUUCAAGUGCUUUGAAAGAUCUUCGUAUUUAUGUAUCAAAUAUACCUUAUACAACUCGGUGGCAAGAAUUGAAGGAUUACAUGAAGAAGGUUGGAGAAGUCUCAUUUGUUGAAAUCUUUGAGGAUGAAAAGGGAAGGUCAAAGGGAUGUGGUGUUGUAGAGUUUAAGUCCAAAGAAGAUGCUGACAAGGCAAUCCUUGAGUACAAUGGUAAAGAUUUCCAAGGAAGAUUGCUUCAAGUCAGAGAGGAUCGAGUUGAAGAGGACAGUCGAAUGCACAGAUCCAAGCUUCGUGGUAACACAGUAGCACAGAAUUCAAGUGGUAAUAUCCUUGCUAAUUUACCAGCCUUGCUKGGGAUUACCGGUGGUAACAUGAAAUCCAAUGAUCCAUCAGCUUGUACAGUCUUUGUCAGCAAUCUUGAUUUCAAGGUGACAUGGCAGAAAUUAAAGGAUGCAUUCCGUUGUGCAGGCACYGUUGUUAGAGCCAAUAUCAAAGAGGACGACAAUCAGAAGUCUAAAGGUUAUGGYACUGUGCAGUUUGAGACUCCUAUGGAAGCACUAACUGCUGUUAGUAUGCUUAAUGGGCAAAUGCUGAUGGACAGACCAAUCACUGUUAGAAUGGACCGUAAUGCAGGGGGAUCACUUGGUGGGUCAAUGGGUAGCUCAUCAAGACAAGCCAGUCAGGCAUUACAAGCCAACCCUCUAGCAUCAGCAGCCUCAAACCCAAUGGCACUGUUGAAUAUACUUCAAAGCCUUCAAGGCCUUACAACACUAGCACAGCUUGGAAAUCUUGGGGGGAACCUUGGAGCUAGCCUAGGKGCAAACCUGGGAGCUAGCCUUGGGGGUGGAUUGGGGGCUAGCUUGGGAUCUUCACUUGGUAAUACUGCUACUAGCCAGACUUUGGGUGCAAUAAGUAAUCCUAGCACAGCCAUUGGUGCAACUGGAGUAGGAACAAUGGGCGCUAUGGGAACUGCUAUGGGAUUAGAUGCAAGUAAUCUUGCUGCACUSACAAGUCUUGGUGGAAUGAUGUCACAGCUUGGUUCAWCMGCUGGAGUUUCACCAUCUGCUUUGGCAAACAGUGCUGCAUAUGGACCCACAGAAAACACCUCAGGAAAGCAGGUCUUUGUGAGAAAUCUUCCAUGGAAGUACACCUGGCAGGACUURAAAGACAAGUUUAGAGCUGCAGGUAAAGUAGUGCGUGCUGACAUUUUGACAGAGAAUGGAGGUCGUUCCAAGGGCUGUGGUGUUGUGGUCUUUGAGACACCAGAAGAGGCACAAAGAGCCAUUGCUCUGUUUUGUGGAAUGAAUUUUGAUGGCAGAGAGAUUGACGUAAGACUGGAUAGAUUUGGUUGAUAGUUGUUGGAGUACAUACACUGGCCUUUUCGUAUUGUAGUUGUUUACCACUGUCAUUCAYAUUAAGUUGCCAAAGUUGGAUGGAUGGAGAAGUGUUGGAGAGUUCGCUGUUGAUAGGUGAAAACCAAAUGUCUUGUCUUCCUGUUGGAGAUGUACCCAUAAGAUGCUCAAAGAUGUUCUGAACAAUAUAGUCUGCCGGAGAGUGUCUUGUUUUGGCGCCCUUGUUUUGAGGAGAAGAAAGUUGGGUAUAUUGCCAUGAACUUGAUCUAUGCUUUUGGAAAUUUAUGACAAAACCUUACAUGUACGUUGCUGGCUGUCUACUGCAUAGGGAAAGGUUUGAAUAUUGUUACAUGUAUAUGAGAGCAAGAACUUGCCUUGAACUUGAUCUAUGGUCUUGGAGGUUGAAGACACAGAUGGUUAUAUUGAGUAAAUUGUUGUCCGUGUACUGCAGAGGGGGUUGUAAUUGAAAAGAAGAAAGGUUUGUGUAUUGUUCGAUGAGAGMCAGAACUUUCCUUGAACUUGAUCUAUACUUUUGGAGAUUUAASAUGAAUGCUURCAGUUCAAGUACGUUGUUGGUUGGAGACAGAUGUCAUCUACUGAGUGGAGGUUUUGAUUGUGAAGACAGAAGAUUGAACUUGUAYUGCUGGAGAGAUGUUUCUUGAUAGAAAGCUGCUUACAUGUACAUUGGCAUGUAGAACAGUGUCAUCUGUUUGUGUCUGAGAAGACGUUUUAUGCAUUGAUUCGAAUUUUAUUUGGUAAUUMUAAAGUGCUUUUGGUGGUUUUAAUGUUAAUGGGCAAAGCCUAACCAGUUGUAAAUGAGACUUCACAUGGAGGAUUGUUGGACAUGUUAUUUAGUUUGUUAUUUAACUUGACCAGAUGCACUGUACAUUCAAAACACAUGAUCUGKUGAGAGAUUGAUGUAGCUUAGAUUUUGCAUGUUUUAGGGGCUGGGAUAAGUUGAUUUCUGACACAACUUGAAUGAUGUAGAGACAGUUUUGUUGGUAUAAUCCUGUAUUCCUUAUUUGAAGUAGUUUGUUAAUACUUUGCACACUUUUGGAUACUGUUGUCCUUGAGACAUUUUAGAGAUGGCCAGUGUUAAAAUACAUGUAUGACACUAUGUAGAAAAUUGUCUUUGUUUUGAUUAGUUGCUUGAAAUGAGAUUUGACGAAUAUUAAAGUCUACAUGAUAGUUGGAA
Molecule: messenger RNA, 2946 nt
Organism: Exaiptasia diaphana
Lineage: Eukaryota; Metazoa; Cnidaria; Anthozoa; Actiniaria; Aiptasiidae
Product: myelin expression factor 2
Exons: 13
Coding region: 141-1751 (536 amino acids)
Cellular component (GO): cytoplasm; nucleus
Molecular function (GO): mRNA binding
Source: RefSeq, a predicted model, not a curated record